Molecule: messenger RNA, 639 nt
Organism: Ectocarpus siliculosus
Lineage: Eukaryota; Phaeophyceae; Ectocarpales; Ectocarpaceae
Source: the annotation of a GenBank genome assembly
AUGUUGUCGAAGCUGUCCGCCCUGCUCUUCUUCGCCGCCCUGGUGGGUACGUCCCUGGCCUACUGCCCGAACUCCUGCAGCGGCCACGGGUCCUGCGGGACCAACGACCAGUGCACAUGCUACCUCCGUCCGAACGGGGACGUGGCUUGGAUCGGGGCUGAUUGCUCGCUCCGCACCUGCCCAAAGGGCGCGGCCUGGGCGAAGGAGGCAGUGGCCGCCAACGACGCUCACCCGGAGGUGGAGUGCUCGGCGAAGGGCACCUGCGACCGAGCCACGGGCAUCUGCACGUGCUUCGAGAACUACGAGGGCGUGGCCUGCGAGAGGACCAUCUGCCCCAACGACUGCUCCGGGAACGGGUUCUGCUUCACCGAGAAGCAGCUGGCCGCUGAUGCCGGGGGAACGUACAACACGCCCUGGGACGCCGAGAAGCAGGUCGGGUGCAAGUGCGACGCUGGGUUCCGCGGCCCCGACUGCUCCCUUCAGGAGUGCCCCUCCGGCGCCGACGUCAUGGGCGGGGACGGCUCGAUCGAGGGCCGAGACUGCUCCGGUCGUGGCAUCUGCGACUACACCACCGGGCUGUGCGGGUGCUUCCUCGGCUUCUACGGCACCAUGUGCGAGUACCAGACCAUCUUAUCAUAA